Messenger RNA from Nymphaea colorata (pocket water lily), 675 nucleotides. RefSeq lists its product as uncharacterized. The transcript has 3 exons. Gene Ontology annotation, biological process: endoplasmic reticulum unfolded protein response. The coding region runs from base 213 to 419 and encodes 68 amino acids. NCBI's taxonomy places the organism in Eukaryota, Viridiplantae, Streptophyta, Magnoliopsida, Nymphaeales, Nymphaeaceae. The record is from RefSeq and is a predicted model, not a curated record. Gene Ontology annotation, cellular component: endoplasmic reticulum.
GCGCGAACGAAUUUUGAGUAAAUGAGCUCUCAUCGUCAAAGUUCGUGGAAUUUUCUCGCCUAUAAAAGUCGUACCUCCUCUGAAAAGUCCUGCUCUCCCUCCCCUGUCUUUCUUGCUUGCUUAUUCACCGGUUUUGUUCAACAACUUUGGGGUUCUUCCUUUUCGGAAAUUCACAUCUUCUCCAAUCUCUUCGAGCAAAGAAAGGAGGAAAGAUGACAACCUCAAAGCGUGUUGCUGACAGGAAGGUGGCGAAGUUUCAGAAGAACAUUACUAGAAGAGGUUCAGUUCCUGAAUCAGUUACCAAGAAAGGGUCUGACUACCCUGUUGGACCGAUUGUGCUUGGCUUCUUUGUGUUCGUUGUGAUUGGAUCAUCCUUGUUUCAGAUAAUAAGGACAGCAACAAGUGGGGGUAUGGCUUGACUGGGAGCUUUUUCGUAUUAACUAGUGAACUUUACCAAGGAUGUAAUUCUAGGCUUCUAUGUAUGGGACAAGAAAUGAUUGUGCUAUUUCACUAAGCUUUGCUUGACAAUUUCUUAGUCUCUAACCUUGCAUCUUCUGUUGUAAGCAUGCAACUAGAGUCCUCGUGCCAAGUGAUGAAAAACUUGUUCUGGAGUACAUCUCUUCUAGUAAAACGUCUGGCUGCUUAAAAGUAUUCAAAGAGAAAUCAUUGUGGUCA